CUCUGUGGCACAGAAUUUACGUUAAGAAUGGCAACACUGUAAUGGACGCAAGAAAAUAAAAAGUUUUCCGUCGAUGAGAUAAAUAUUCGCUGUUUUGUCGUAUUGUAGUGAUUAAAUUAAUGGUUAACGAUGUUGUAAACCAAUAAUUGUUAUAUUAAUACCCGAAGAAGUUUCCACAGAGCAUAGAAAUUCCAUACGUCACAAACAAUUUCGUAAAUAGGUUAGCCAACGCAAAUUAAAAUGGAAGCUUUUGAAGAGCACCCUGUUCAUAUUCCAUCAUUUGAAGGUGUUAAAGAAGGCACUGCCGAGGCUACUGACACCAUUGCACCGGAUAUCAUAGAGGAUUGCCACAAAUCAAAUGGUUUGUCACAGUCGGCAUCAGAAGUUGGUCAAGGGUGUGUGGAGCAUAGUGCCAUUGCGGCAAAUGAACCUAUUAAUGAUUGUGCAGCGGCUAGUGAACCUGAAAACACGAAUCAACCAACGUCGCAAACUGUUGAGUUCAUGGAAAUGCACGACUCUGGAGUAGUUGAAGAGGUAACUCAUCAGGAAGAAGUGUGCCAAACCAAUGAAGUGGCACUGUUUGAGACAUGCAGUGAUAUGACCGGCCCUAAAUUAAUGGAGGUUUCUGAAAUAGAAACUGAAGUUAUUACUGAUAAUCAAUUUGAGAUUCCAUCAGAGAAUCUGGUUUUGCAAACUGAGGUAUCUGUUGAGAAAGAGGAACUUCCAGAAGAAGAAAAUGGCAACAAUGAAAAUGAUAAUGAAAAUAAAACUGAGAGUCAUCUAGAUGACCAGAGUAUUUACUUGAGUGAAGCUCUUAGAACUUCAGAUAAUACUACAGAAAACACAGAGAAUAAUAAUAUGUCAAUGAAGGAAGAAGUUCUGAACAAUGAAGAAUUGCUUGAUAUCCUAGAAGGCAAUGACUUGGACACAACCACUGAAAGUAAUAAUUCAUUGAAAGUUCCUCUUCAUAAAGAAGCUGAGAUGGCAUUGCAACAAUUAUCAAGGCUGAGAGGAAGAACACCAAGCAAGAAUAAAAAAAACAAUUUGAUCAAAUUAAUUUCAGAACCAAAAGGAAAAAUCACAAAAAGUAAAACAAACAAAAAGAAAUUGGAUAAAAAAUUAUCAGAAACUAUUGCAGGUGAAAUUGCAGUCAAUACCCCUGAAACUACAGAUAUCAAAACUAAAAAUGUAAAGAAAAAUGUGGAAAAGAAGUUGUUGGAAGGUAAUGAAAACAGUGAAGUAAUUCUGGAUGAAAAUGUGCAACCAACUGAAGAGAACAUAGUGAAUGCCUUAGUUAAAGAUUGGGAUGAUGAUGAACAUGAUGCUAAUAAAACUAAGGAGCUUUUAGAUGAGACCAACAAUUUAUUAAAGGCUUCAGAGAGCUUAAUUGAAGAACAAAAACAAAAUGAUGAUAAAACAAAUGUUGAUACUAAAACUAGAGACUCCCUUGAUUCUUCACAGGAGGAUCAAUCAAAUCCUAAUAAAUCUUCAGAUGAAGGACAUACACAGAGAAGAGGAAGAAUUAUUAAAAAGAAAGUAAUCUUUGAUCCUGAUAAUCCUGACACAUUCACAAAAGGUAAAGAAAAAACUGCCAUCAAAAGUAAAGAAGCUGCUGUUGAUAAAGAGGUACAACAGUUGGUUGCUAAGAAAUCAACAAAAGUAGAACCUGUAACUCCAAGGGCCACAUCUAAAUCACCAGUUUCUAAAUCACCCUGGAAAAAACCAACACCUAAAAACAGUAAACAACACAAAAGACUAUCAGAAGUGGAUCGACUAUUGAUGGAUGAAGGAGCUGUCAACAUGAUGUACCAACUCACACCUGAAGCUCAGAAAGGAAAGAAAAAUAUAAGAACUAAAGCAGAAUUCAUUAAGAAAAUAAAUCAAAGUUCAACUCCUGAUGGUAAAGAAAUGAAAUUUAGGGAAAGGAAAAAGGAAAAACUUGAAGAAGGAGAAGCUAAGAAAAUUCUGGUUGGAAAGCAAAGACCAUCUGCAACUGGGUCUGUCACUUCUGCAUCAUUGUGUGAAGACUUUGACAGUAGACCUGAUGACUCAAUCAUUUAUCGUCGGCAUUCCUCAAGUUCUUAUUCCAGCACUUGCAUGAGUCCUCGGCGCCUCAGUGAUGUGGAAUCUGGAGCGGUUCAACAAGCUAUUGCACAGGCUAAUUUAGCAACUCCUUCAGAAAACAGUGGGUCUCCUAAUGUGUCCACAGAAAAUGGAUUGCAGCAGGGAGAUGUAUUCAUGGCGACAAUACCAGGAAGUCCAGAAAUUAUUAACAAAAAAGUAUGCAUGUCUUUAAAAGAAAAGUUGAACUCAAAACUGUCAACUGUUUUAAACAAAAGAAAGCGUGAGAGCAAGACUGAUAAGCCAAUAAAGCAAAAGAAGUUAACUUUAAAGAAUGAGGAUAGCCAAGUAGUAGGAGAAAUUAAUUUCAAAACAGUAUCAUUGUCAUUUGAUGGGAAGAUAGCUGAAAUAUGCAUUAGAAAAACAGGGUCUGAAAACAAUGAAUAUGGAACAGAGGCAUUGGAGGAGAUAGAAAAGGCAUUACGUUUAGUGGACGGCAGAAAGGAUACAUUUGUGACUCUGCUCACAUCUGAAGAUGGUACUUUCUGCUCUAGGUUGAACCUGACGCCUCUCCUUGAGCCAAACAUGGAAACAAGAACUAACUAUGCAUUUGACAUAACUGAAUCUGUAAGGUCGGUGCUGAUAGCGAUGGAGCAGCACAGCAAGGUGUUGAUAGGUGGGGUGUCCGGGGCCUGCGAGGGCCUGGCACUGGCCAUGCUGGUGCUGUGUGACCUGGCCUACGCCUCGGAGGACGCCUCCUUCACGCUGUCAGCCAGCAGCACCGCCCCGCUGAUGCCCGGAGUUGCUGUGCUCACGUCCAGCUCGAGACUGUCACAGGCUUUGGUUCGCGACUUGGUGCUGACAGGGCGGCGUCUCUCUGCCCCGGAGGCGGCGUCGCGCGGGCUGCUGGCGCGCGCGCUGUGGCCGCCGCGCUUCACUGAGGAGCUGCGGGCUACAGCUGCACAUGUAGCCGAGCAGGGGCAUACGCUGUUGAUCAAGAAGCAGCUUCUGAAGGCGACCUCCGCUCCCGAGUCCUCGUUCCAGAGCCGCCUGGCCGCCGAGCAGGAUACGGUCGCCGCCUACUGGACCUCCGUGGAGGGGCAGGACACGCUGCAAGCGCACCUCAACAAGUAAUCGACCAA
Molecule: messenger RNA, 3203 nt
Organism: Plutella xylostella (diamondback moth)
Lineage: Eukaryota; Metazoa; Arthropoda; Insecta; Lepidoptera; Plutellidae
Product: HP1 and insulator partner protein 1
Source: RefSeq, a predicted model, not a curated record